Molecule: messenger RNA, 1371 nt
Organism: Postia placenta MAD-698-R-SB12
Lineage: Eukaryota; Fungi; Basidiomycota; Agaricomycetes; Polyporales; Adustoporiaceae
Exons: 9
Coding region: 1-1371 (456 amino acids)
Biological process (GO): L-threonine catabolic process; glycine biosynthetic process
Cellular component (GO): cytosol
Molecular function (GO): L-allo-threonine aldolase activity
Source: RefSeq, a predicted model, not a curated record
AUGACUCACCUCAGCAUCUCAUUAUUCCCCGCUCGCCUCCUGAGACUCACCCAGACAGCGUUUCCAUUCACCGUCGCGCGAAAAUACACCAUGGUCGCACCAAACAGUCCGUUGGCCAAGGUCAUUGAUGAGGUCAAGGUUGACAUCCUCACCCGGACACAGGAUAAUUCGACGAUUGAGAGUCUUCUUCUGAGGGUGUCUCGGAUAGUUCCCACCCAGGAGAUGUAUACGUACGCCGUGCAAGCCUCGUUAGGCGACGACGUGUACGACGAGCCGUGCACCAAGACUCUGGAGGCACACAUGGCGAAGUUGACCGGCAAAGAGGCUGCGCUGUUCAUGCCUUCUGGUACCAUGUCCAACCAACUCGCGCUGCGGACACAUCUCAAGCAGCCCCCAUACUCCGUGUUGUGUGACCACCGCGCGCAUAUCGCAAGGUACGAGGCCGGUGGUACUGCCUUCCACUCUGGCGCGCAGCUCGACUAUGCUAUCCCAGCAAAUGGACAUCAUCUCACACUUGACGAUGUCAAGGAGCAUGUCGUCCUCGGAAUGGAUGUUCACACCUGUCCUACGGCUGUCAUUGAAUUGGAGAACACCUUAAAUGGGACGAUUAUGCCCCAGGAAGACAUUAUCGCCAUUUCACAAUUCGCUCACAGCCAUGACAUUAAAAUGCACCUCGACGGUGCACGCAUAUGGCACGUCGCCGUGGAAACUGCGACGCCGCUCAAAGAACUCUGCGGCCCCUUUGACUCGGUCAGUUUGUGCUUCAGCAAGGGUCUUGGCGCACCAAUCGGCUCCUGCUUGGUCGGCACACAGGAGUUCAUCACCCGUGCACGCUGGUUCCGAAAGAUGUUCGGUGGUGGCAUGCGCCAGACCGGCUUCAUGGCCGCCUCCGCGGCGUACGCUCUCACACACCAUUUCCCCCUCCUCUCCCGCGUACACGCCCUGACCCGACGGCUCGAAACCGGUCUUCAGGACAUCGGCGUCAGCAUCACCAGCGGCGCUGAGACUUGCAUGGUCUUCUUCGACCCCUCGCCAAUUGGUGUCAGCUAUGCCGAGCUGGUCGCGCGGGCAAGCAAACUCCCUAGCCCGAUCAAGCUCGGGGGCUCGCGUCUUGUCGUUCACAUUCAGACGACGGACGAGACCGUCGACGAUUUUUUGGCCCUUGUGCGACAGCUCGCGCAGGAGAAAAAGGACGGUGGAUUCGUCGCGACCGAGGCUCACGCGAAGAUUCAUAAGCCCAUGUUGUCCCGCAUGCUCAACCCUAAAGGCUAUCCCGGCACGAGAUACAUGUCUUACUCUCGGCAUUACGCUUUUGACAUUGUUGUGCACACGUGCUUUGAGAACGGCCGGACCAACGACUCGGGCUUUUGA